Messenger RNA from Plasmodium yoelii, 849 nucleotides. RefSeq names its product PIR protein. The record is from RefSeq and is a predicted model, not a curated record. Bases 1 to 849 code for a protein of 282 amino acids. Lineage: Eukaryota; Apicomplexa; Aconoidasida; Haemosporida; Plasmodiidae. The transcript has 3 exons.
AUGUUUGAUGAAGUGUGUGAUGCAAUUAAUACGAUCGAUAAAUAUUUUGAUGAAGAUACGAAAAAAACGAGAGAACAUACUUCUGGAAGUUUAUUAAAUAUGUUAUUCUCUUAUGAUAACUGUAGUAAUGAUGACCCAAAACUUACCUCUGAGUUUAUAGCAUUGCUAUCUUUAUUUAAUGGUAUUGUUAGUAGUGAGGGUUUAGAUAGUGAUGAGAAUUUAUAUAGUGAUAAACUUGUUGAAUACGCUAUUUUAUGGUUAAGUUAUAGACUAAAUCAAAAAGCACAAAAUGGAGCCACUACAUUAAACGAGUUUUAUACCAAAGAUAUAGAAAGAAAUAGUUGUUAUAAGGAGAAUAUAGGUGUUAAAAGUGGUGAUAAGAUUACAAAGGAUGUUAUAAAAAAACAAAUAAGCUCGAUGAAUAUAGAUAUUAAAGAUAUAUCUAAUUUUUAUGAUGCACUUAAAUCAUUAUGUAACAUGUAUAGUGAAAUUGGUACAGAAGGCUACGAAUGCAAGACAUGUUUAGAAAGUGCUGGAGAAUUUUUUGAAAAAUGUGAAAAAAUUAAAAAUGCUUUUGAUAUUAAUAAAGGAAGUUCUUAUUUACAACUAUUGUCUAGUUUAUCAAGUGAUUAUUAUAAAUUUAAAGAGAAAUAUAAUAGUCUUGAAUGUAGUCAUAGGUCACCAUUUGUAGCUUGUCCACGAAGUUCAGUAACAAAAAAUACACUAAUUACAAUUGCAAUUAUAUUUGUUGCAUCAUCAAUUUUAUUGGGAGUUUCUUAUAAGUAUUCGUUAUUUGGAUUUCGGAAACGAUCUCAAAAACAAAAAUUAAGAGAAAAUCUAAAAAAAUAA